GUGUAUGUGGUACAAGGUGGCAAAAGAUGAGAUUAUUUUAUAAUUACAAAAUGAAAUUAAAGUGGUUUUUGUUACUUUGUAUAUUAAUAACUGUAAAUUCUCAAGAAGUUGACAUAGAAGACGAAAAAGGGAAGGAUGAAAUUUCUCCAGAAAUUACACAAAAUGAGAACCAAGAAACAAUCCCAAUUGAGCAAGGAGUGAAUGAAGGGAGUGAUACAGGUGGGACCAAUCAAGGCGAUACAGGAAAUUAUGAAGUAGUGGUAGAUCCCAGUCCUUCUCCAGAAAUAACAAACCUUGAAACUGAAACAAAUGCCACUAACAACGAUCCUAAAUGGACAAUUCAAACAUUUGGUCGCUCUGGAAAUUACGUUACAUAUUACGGGACAGAUUACGAUCCUAUGACAUCAAACAUAGCUCCCCAAACAUCUGACCAGAGAGGAUUUUCUGAUACACCAUAUACCAUUACUGAAAGCCGUUUGACACAAAUACGCAGUAAUUUCAUGUACCCCUAUUUUGAUAAAGGCGGCAAUGCAGACAAUGAAGGAGACUAUCAAAAAGAAAUUCAAGCUUCUUCACCUCAAGUACACAAAAAUUUAAAUUUUCAGUUGCCAUUUUUUGGAUUCCGAUUCAAUUAUACUCGUGUGUCUUUGAACGGUUAUUUAGAAUUCAGUGACCCACCACCAAACUACGGAUACCCCCUCGUAUUCCCAAUAAAGGAUUGGCCCAAAGUAAACGAUCCAUCUUUUAUUGGAAUAUUUUUCAGUAAAUGUAGAAUAGGUAACUUGAGAGAUGAUGAUAUUGACAGAAGACCUCCCGGAGUGUAUUUCAGAAUGGAGAGGGAUCUUAGGACAAGACAGGAUCAAAUGGGGGUAGAAAUAAGAGAACGAUUAACAUGGGAUAUCAAAGAAGGCGUUAUUGGGGCAGACACAUUUAAUCCUAAACAUGCUAUUAUAGUUACUUGGAAAAAUAUAUCAUUUAAUGGAGGUUUCGCCAACGCUUUAUACCAGACCAAUACCUUCCAAAUGGUUCUUGCAACGGAUGAAGUAUAUACAUACGCUAUGUUUAAUUACCUGAACAUUGACUGGACUAGUCAUACCGAAGCAGGAGGUGAUACGAGAAAAGGUGAAGGUGGUGUUUCGGCUUAUGUUGGUUUUAAUGCUGGAAACGGAACAAGAAGUUAUGAAUAUAAGCCAUACAGUCAAGAAUCUGUUAUAAGGGAUCUCACUGCAACUGGAUUUGGUAACGGAUUCAAAGGAAGACAUAUCUUUCGUAUAGAUGAAAAAAUCUUGCUUGGUUCCUGUAACAAAGACAUAGAUGGUGCAAAUUUGCCAUUAAUGUUCGCUCCUGAAAGUGGCAAUAUGUUGGGUGGAACUGUUGUCAAUAUUACAGGCCCUUGUUUUAGUCCAAAUGACCAGAUUAGAUGUAAAUUUGAUGUAGCUGAUAUAGUAACUGGAUACGUUGUCGACAGAAAUAGAGCAAUAUGCAUUCAACCACCGUUACUUGUAGAAGGAUAUGUUAGACUGGAGAUUGCAAUUGGUCCAAAUCCUUUUAAAUGGAAAGGACAAUAUUAUGUCGAAUCACCAGCCACUGCAGCGCAAAAAAUUUAUUUCAGAGACACAAAAUAUCACGAAAAAUCUCCAAGUGAAAUAAAAAUAACAUGGGAAAAACAAAAUUUGACAACUAACGAAAACGCAAAUAUACGCAUCUCUUUAUGGGGUUACAGGGAAACGACUAUACGACCAAGAUUUCUUUUUAUAACAGAUAUUGCUGAAAACGUUCAAAAUACUGGAGAAUAUACAAUAAUUCCAUCCCAAUUCAGGACACGCAACAAUCAAUUUCUUACAGACAUUAAAUUUGGUUUCAUUCAGAUUAAUUUAACAGAAUCCAUAAAGGUUAACACGUAUACAACAACGCAACAAGUAGUAGAAAUAACGCCUUUAAUUUGGAGUAAACCUAUUCCACUGGGUUGGUAUUUUCAAUUUCAAUGGGAAAAUAUGUAUGGUUCAAAUUGGCCGAUGUAUCUCUGCAAUGACUGGUUGAGAACUGAUAGAUAUUUAAAAAAUUUUGCUCACGAACUUCCUCAGUGUCCAUGUACGAUUCAACAAGCUCUAGCUGAUAAAGGAAAAUAUUUGCCUGAUACUGACUGCGAUAAAGAUUCAAAUCCCCAGUGCUACUACAAUAAUCAAGCUAUUCACUGCGUAAAGACCGGAUCUCCAACAUUAGAGGGCUCUGAACAGCAAUGUUGUUAUGAUAAAAAUGGAUUUUUAAUGUUGUCAUACGACCAACAAUGGGGAUCUAGUCCACGACGUUGUCAUAACAUUGGUAAAAUGCCUUACAAUGAAGCAACAAAAGUUCCUACGCUAUCACAAUGGUUCAACGAUAUAGUUCCCAAAUAUUUAUGUUGCUUGUGGCAAGAAGAACAGGCAGUAGGAUGUGAAACUCUUCGAUUUGAGCGACGACCCACACAAGACUGUGUUGCUUAUCAGGCUCCGGGUAUAGCUGGUGUUUACGGAGACCCGCACUUUGUAACUUUUGACGACGUAGAAUACACAUUCAAUGGAAAAGGAGAAUUUGUUUUAGUUAAAUCUACAACAUUAACAGAUAAUUUAGAAGUACAAGGAAGAUUUGAGCAAAUGGAUGAUAACGCAUUUGGAGAAGUUAGGGCAACGCAGCUGACAUCAGUCGUAGCUAGAGGAAAUUCGUCAACAGUUAUCGAAGUAAGAAGGAGACCCUUGGACGCAAGGUGGAGGUAUAGGCUAGACGUAAUAGCGAAUGGUCGAAGGGUUUUCUUUGACAGGCCUUCUUUAAAAUUCCAACAUUUUCCAGGCGUCACUGUUUACACUCCAACAUAUAUUUUAAAUCAGUCCGAGGUUAUUAUGAUGUUUGAUAACGGUGCCGGUGUGGAAGUUCUUGAUAACCAAGGUUAUAUGACCGCUAGGGUGUAUUUGCCAUGGACAUUUAUAAAUAGAACAAUGGGACUUUUUGGAAACUGGAGUUUCAACCAAGAAGAUGAUUUUACUUUACCUGAUGGUACAAGAGUAAGCGUUGUAUCAAAUGUCAAUGAUAUGGAAAGGGUUUACAACGAUUUCGGUUCAUUUUGGAUGAUAGAUGAUGUUCUAGAUUUACAUAAAGGACGAGCACUGUUUCAUCGAGAAUUUGGUCGUACGUCAGCUAGUUAUAACAACAGAACAUUUAGACCACAAUUUCUGAUGAUGCCAGAGGACAUAAUUCCGGCAAAUAGAUCUCAACAUAUCGAACGAACCUAUCAAAUAUGUAGUACGAAAAUGUAUGAGUGCUACUAUGAUUUUGCCAUGACUUUAAAUAGAGAUCUAGCUCAUUUCACACAGAAUUAUAAAGCCACAAUAUAUGAAUUAAAGGAAACCACCAGAACACAAGUUGUGUCUUGCGGCAUUUUAGAAACGCCUAGAUUUGGUAGAAAAAGCACAUUCCUCUUCAUUCCAGGAACUAGAGUAACGUAUGAAUGUAAUCAAAAUUUUGUAUUAGUGGGUGAUAAUAGAAGAACUUGUCAGGCCGAUGGAAAUUGGGAUAUUCCUGAUUAUGGAUACACAGAGUGUUUACGUCAACAAGAAUAUUCUCAGCGACAGGCUGGAAUUGCAUCCGGAAUUGUAUUGGCUGUCUUAAUUCCGUUAGUGUUAUUAUUUGUAUACAUAGCCUUCCUUUUCUUAAAGAGAAAACAAAAAGAAAAAGAAGAAGAGGAACUACAAGCCAAGAGUUACGAAGAACAGAAAUUGAGGGCAGAAGAAGCUGCUAGGAGAAAACUGACAGCAUCUGAAGAAUACAAUUCAGAUGAGGAUGAUAAUAGUAAUGUUACUACGACUAAUCCCAAAGAAACGACAGUAUACUAAAUAGCAGCAUUUUUUUAUUAUAUAAUUAAGUGAACUUUAAUAUCUUAGAAAUAAGAAGAAAUGUACGAAAAUAGCCGAAAUAAGUCAACAUUUUUCAUCUUUUGAUGAUUAUCAGAUUGAAAGUUAAUAUUAAAGACACUCACUAGAUAACUGAUUGUUACUCCAAUUGAUUUGAGCUCCAAAAUUUUUGAAACGAAACAGUGGAGAAGAUAGGGAUGGUUUAAUUAAUUAAUGAAAUGUAUACCAAAACACAUUUAUUUUUAAAAAAUAAUUAAUCUUGUCAAAUUUUUGUAUUUCUUUUUCUUCUGAUUUGUUAAGAAUGUAUCUACCGUAUAUUUUUUAUAAUUUGUGAGAUGCAUAACAUUAGCCCACCAUUAGUCUGUUCGAGUAUGGAUGUAUGUGUAAAUUUAUGUAUGUGUUGACGAAUGCGAGUAAAUAUAUUUACAUUUAAUUUUUAUUUUUAAAUUAUUAUAAAUUUCCAAAUGAAUAGAAGAAUAGUUUUUAAAUUACUGUAGUUGUAUAUUGUCUAUUUUUAUAGCAAUUUGAGUUUCUAUGUCUUCCUCUUGAUCACUUGAAAUAAGGAUGAUUAUAACUAAGAAACUGUUGUUCAAAAUACCUUUUUUUCUAUGAAUACGUAAAAUUAAACUUCAUUCUUAAAACUGUUUUUUUCACAAAAAUGAAAUAAACUAUUGCUGUUAACAGAAACAGAAACAGGCGAAUUAUUCCUGUUUCUUUUAAAACAUUACUAAAACAUGAUUUGCAUAUGACAAAAAUAUAUAAAUAAAUUGGAAGUCUUAACUAUUUUAUACUUUUCUAUUUAUACAAUUGUAAUAUAAAGUCAUAUUUGUUUUGUAUUAUAUUUAUGAUUACACACCAUAUUUCAAAUAGUUAAAAACUUAUUAAAUAAUAGUUAUGUAUAUAUUUAAAUGUUAUUUUUGACAUGAUCAUGCUCUUAAUUAUUGAUUAUAUUUAUAAUUAAGUAAUUAGUAAUUAUAUGCACUUACCUCAUCAUUUGAAAAAUUUGGAUACAAAUAAAUAUAAUGAGAAAAAAUAUUAACUAUUAAUUUGUUCACCAGCUCAGCACAGAUAAAUAUUUCUAGGUACAUUUUUCUUUACGUUAAAUAUAUUGAAAGCUAUGUAAAUGUAAUUAAUACUAAAAAUGUUCUUCGAUUCCAA
Messenger RNA from Anoplophora glabripennis (Asian longhorned beetle), 5042 nucleotides. It is a transcript of the gene mesh, whose product is annotated as protein mesh. NCBI's taxonomy places the organism in Eukaryota, Metazoa, Arthropoda, Insecta, Coleoptera, Cerambycidae. The transcript has 12 exons. The coding region runs from base 27 to 3866 and encodes 1279 amino acids. The record is from RefSeq and is a predicted model, not a curated record. Gene Ontology annotation, biological process: cell-matrix adhesion.